Molecule: messenger RNA, 1997 nt
Organism: Scaptodrosophila lebanonensis
Lineage: Eukaryota; Metazoa; Arthropoda; Insecta; Diptera; Drosophilidae
Product: ADP-dependent glucokinase
Exons: 4
Coding region: 169-1671 (500 amino acids)
Biological process (GO): glucose metabolic process
Cellular component (GO): endoplasmic reticulum
Molecular function (GO): ADP-specific glucokinase activity
Source: RefSeq, a predicted model, not a curated record
ACAAUAUUUGAUGGCAAGUGGGCAGCUCAGCUCAGCUCUGGUCAGAUCCAGCGAUUGACGUAUAAUACAAACGCAAUCAAGUAAGAUAAGUAGGAAAAAAGAGCAAUUGGGGCGUCAACAACGACAGCAUACAUAAAAGAGGAAGUGAGGCCUUAGUUGUCCCACAAAAUGAGGGCGUUACGUUAUAUGGGCUGGCUGACUACGUGCUCGGUGUUCACGGCCUUUGUAUCGAUAAUCUGGCAGGCAUGGCUUUCGCUGCAGGCUCUCAACAAGACGACUGUGCUACUGGCCGGCCUAUUGGCCAUUGAGAGCAGUCUGAAGAGAUCAGUUUUGGAGCCGGCGCCCAGAGUUGCCAUUGGAUAUGGCGCUUGCACUGAUUUGCAAAUAAACGCCACCGAUUUCUUGGGCACAUAUUUUAGGGAGCGUGUGCCGCAGGUGCGUCCAGACUACGCUUUUGAGCAUGUGAACAACGAGGAUGAGCUGCUCCAAUCGUUUGCCUAUUAUUUUCAGAAUGGAGCGGCAGCCGAACGCAUCAUGCCCAAUACCACUCUAUUCAAACAGCUCCUAGAUUAUGCCAAGGUUAUGAACAAGGAGCACAUACACUGGUACAUGGGCGGCAAUGCGCCGCUGAUGGCCGUGCGCUUUUUUAUGGAAGGCGCAGAUGUGCUUCUGGGCGCACACAUGUCCAAAAAAUUGCGUCCACUGUUGCCGAAGGAGAUACGACUAGCCGGAGAUGAAAUACCUGACGACGAUAUACACCUAAUACUUGAGUACAAGGCCGGUGACGGUUGGGGACCCUAUGUGGCGCCUCGAGCAAAUCGGUACAUUUUACACAACGAUAGGAAUAAUCCACAUCUGAGUUCAGUGGAGCAACUAACGGAUGCCCUGAAGGUCUAUCAACCACAAUUGCUGGUGAUUAGCGGCUUGCAGAUGAUGGACAUGUUUAAGUUCAUGCCGGGAGUGAGGGAGGCACGUUUACGUCAAGUGCGAGCACAGCUUAUUCAACAGACCCGCAACACAUUGCACCACUUUGAGAUGGCCAGCUAUGUUGAGCUGAAACUAUUGGAACAGUUGCGAGAAUAUGUGCUGCCCUAUGUAGACUCGCUGGGUAUGAACGAGCAGGAGCUGGCGAACCUGCAACAGGUACUCGAGCACGGACGCACCAUGCUAGCAACAGACUGGAAUCCACGUAUAGCCAACACUCUUGACCAAAUAAGGCAGGUGUUUAUUAGUCUCGUCGAGGACUUUUACAGAAAUCGUAAGGCGGAUCCUCAGCGUCGGUUGGUAUCACGUAUUCACGUUCAUACCCUGGCUUAUCAAGUUAUUUUGAGAGUAAUGGAUUCCAAAUGGAAGAAUACUCGUGCGGCAGCCGCCAAGGCAGCACUAACGGCCCAUCGUUACGUCUGCAAAUCGCAAUUCAUCAAUCCGGAAUCAGUGUUGAAGAUUCUAGAUGACAGCUUCGCCACCUCUGCUCAGAAGCAUGCGCCGCGCAUGCGUAUGGGCGCUGCCAAUGCCGUGCCCUGUUGGAAGGAGUAUAUACAAUAUGGCGAGGAUUUGCAACGAAUUGAGGUGGAAAUAUGUGUGGCGCCGGUGUUGGUUUGUCGUGUAGCCAAGAAAACGGCUGGUGCCGGAGACAAUAUUUCCGCCUCCGGGCUGGUGGCGCAACUGUGAAGCCCGCAUUGGAUCGACGGUAUCCGUAAGACUGUUUAGUAUGUACACAAUGUAAUGCAAAAGACUCGAAUAGCUUAGACGCGAGCCCCUGCCGGCCCCCGUACCCUCAAAACAUUCCCUGUGAAACACUGUUAUAUAUACAGAUGACGACAUACACACUCGUAUAUACUCAGCAUGAUUAGCACCUUUAGUGACCUUAGAAACGCGUUACCUUUGGAACAAUUGUACACACACCUACACAACGACACUGCUCAAGGAUUGGUAGCAGAGGACUGGACGCACCCUAUACGACGAUAGGGCAAAAAAUAACGUAACAACGAACAAAA